Molecule: messenger RNA, 759 nt
Organism: Sorex araneus (European shrew)
Lineage: Eukaryota; Metazoa; Chordata; Mammalia; Eulipotyphla; Soricidae
Product: aly/REF export factor 2-like
Exons: 1
Coding region: 1-759 (252 amino acids)
Biological process (GO): mRNA export from nucleus
Cellular component (GO): nucleus
Molecular function (GO): mRNA binding
Source: RefSeq, a predicted model, not a curated record
AUGAGCUUCAAGGGGAGAAACCCGACCGUGCUGCGGAGGGGAGCCGGGGCCCGCUUCUGCGCCCGCCCGAGACCCGAUUCCGCGCCAGGCCCGGACGACAAGGUGGACAUGUCUCUGGACGACAUCAUCAGGCUCAACCGGAACCGCGACGGCGCGGGCUUCCAGGGUCGCGGCGGUGGCGGCGGGCCGGUCCGGAACCGGGCGGCGCUGGGCCGAGCCCAGGGCAGGAGGCGGCCGGCGCCCUACAGCAGGCCCCAGCGGCGCCCGGGCCAGGGGCAGCGCGACCUGCUGGGCGGCAGCGCCGGGGCCCGCGGCCGCGGGGGGCCGGGCGGGAAGCUGCUGGUGUCCAACCUGGACUUCGGGGUGUCGGACGCGGACGUCCAGGCGCUGUUCGCCGAGCUGGGGACGCUGAGGCAGGCGGCCGUGCACCACGACCGCGCGGGCCGCAGCCUGGGCUCGGCCGUGGUGCACUUCCAGCGGGAGGCGGACGCCCUGCGGGCCAGGGAGCAGUACGACGGGGUCCCCCUGGACGGCCGCCCCAUGGACAUUCAGCUCGUCGCAUCCCAGCUGGACGCACAGCGCAGACCCGCGCACAGCAAUAGCGGAGCUGCGGGGCCCGGAAAACGCGGGUGCGGGGGCUUGGGCGGUGUCCGCAGAGGUGCCCGCGGGGGCGGCCGGGCCUGGGGCUCCAAGCAGCAGCUUUCUGCAGAGGAGCUGGACGCGCAGCUGGACGCCUACGCCAGCACCUGCAAGCAGUAG